AGAUCGUCCAAUGCUCAGACGGCUGCUGGGACCCUAUCAACGCCGUGCUCUCCAGUAAGUAGCGGAAGAGUAAUUUGCACAUUUUCGGUAAAUCUACUUGAGGAAAGCAGCCUCGUCUCGCAAGCCGAGCAGUCAGUGCUGAGUGUGACGCUCGACAAGCUGGUGCACGUAACUAAAAAAGCAAAAAAACAAGUGGAUCGCAGCGGACAGCAUGAUGACCACAGUAUCACAGACAAAGGAGAUCUUCAGGAGAGCAGAGGCUGUGUGCUUCGACGUGGACAGCACGGUUAUCAAGGAGGAGGGGAUCGAUGAGCUUGCCAAAUUCUGCGGUGUUGGGGAUGCUGUUACUGAAAUGACUCGUAAGGCCAUGGGAGGUUCGGUGACAUUCAAAACAGCCCUGACUGAGCGUCUCUCCAUCAUCCGAUGCUCAAGAGAACAAGUGAACAAACUAAUAACAGAUCACCCGCCUCAGCUGACUGCAGGUAUUAAGGAGCUGGUGGACAGUCUGCACCAACGCAACGUAAAGGUGUUCCUUAUCUCAGGUGGCUUCCGCUGCAUCGUGGAGCACGUGGCCACUCAGCUCAACAUCCCUCUGCAUCAUGUCUACGCCAACCGCCUCAAGUUUUACUUCAACGGCGAGUAUGCUGGUUUUGAUGAGAGUCAGCCCACAGCAGAAAGCGGCGGAAAAGGAAAAGUAAUCAGCAUGCUGAAGGAACAAUAUGGCUUCAAGACCGUGGUGAUGAUCGGAGAUGGAGCCACUGACCUGGAGGCCUGCCCCCCUGCUAGCGGCUUCAUCGGAUUUGGUGGGAAUGUCAUCCGGCCGCAGGUCAAAGAGAGAUGUUCGUGGUAUGUCACAAGUUUUGGAGAGCUGCUAAAGGAACUGGAGAAGAUCUAAAGAGGGAAAGCUGUACUGUUACUAAUUUUAACCUUUUUUAUUUGCACCUAAUUUUGUGCCUCAUGGUUUUAUCCAGUGCACAUUUUUUUCUUAGACUGUCAAUAGAUUUUUAUAAUGAAUGAAAAUGUUUACAAUAGUGAGACAAUUUUUACUUUCAUGGGGUUGUUGCCCUCAUGUUUUAUACUAGAGAAUACUAAAAAAUAAUAACCACAGAACAUUGUCUAUCUGGAAGCAUUUCGUUUUUUUGCACUUUUGACAUCAGAGCUUUUAGGCACGCUAGUACAACUCCUGCAUAUUUCAGUUUGUGAAUAGAAAUGUAUUAAUUCUCUUAGGGUAAUAAGGAUAAAAGACAUGUCAAUGUGUAUCGUGUGUUCAAUUCUUUAUAGCACACCUGCAUUAAACACAGGAAGAACGUGGA
Messenger RNA from Myripristis murdjan (pinecone soldierfish), 1313 nucleotides. RefSeq names its product phosphoserine phosphatase (gene psph). The record is from RefSeq and is a predicted model, not a curated record. Gene Ontology annotation, molecular function: L-phosphoserine phosphatase activity; magnesium ion binding. Gene Ontology annotation, cellular component: cytoplasm. Gene Ontology annotation, biological process: L-serine biosynthetic process; dephosphorylation. Bases 212 to 895 code for a protein of 227 amino acids. The transcript has 6 exons. Lineage: Eukaryota; Metazoa; Chordata; Actinopteri; Holocentriformes; Holocentridae.